CUUUUCUCUCUUCUUUGCCCUUAAUUUACAGUCUAUCCACAUAAUGAAGAUUUUGGUAAAAUUCAUUUUGAAUUUACAAAAAAUAUUGCGAGCAAAGCGAAUGCAUUAGUCAUCAAGCCGUCAAACAUUCGAAUAUGGAUACACGAUAAGGACAUAGAUAAAUUAAUGAAAGUUGUGUUAGAGGGUCACGGACAGAAGUUGAGACGUGAGGUAGCAAGCAAUAUAAAAGUUAAAAGAUUUCUAGAAUAUGUUCCACAUUUUAUGGGUCUUAUCAAGUCAAUACAUUCAGCAGUCGUUGAAAAUAAUAUUGAAUUAUUACAAAGCAAAACAUCCCUACCUGUUCCUCCUCAAAUGCUUUCAUGUAAAGAUACGAAUGGAUUGACGCCACUCCAUAAAGCAUCUGGUCUUGCUCACACGAAAAUUGUUGAAUAUUUGCUUGAAAUGUGGCCAAAUGCGGUACAGGAAGUUGAUAAUAGUGGAAAGACUCCAUUGCAUUAUGCAGCGUCUGUAAGAAAUAAUGAAAGGACAUUUAAUCUACUCGUUCAGGCUGGUGCUGAUGAGAGUGCUAUUGAUGGGAAAGGACGAACGCCUGCCUUCUAUAAAAAGGCAAAAAAUAGCGACGAUAUCGAUCGAGGAUUAUUAACUGUCAUUCCUGAUGCACCACGAAUAGCUGAACAAGGAUUUCCAUCACACUUCUCAUGGGAUAAUCUACCUGCCAAAUUUUAUCAACCACCUCUUAAAUUCUCACGUUCUGAAAUUAAUUUAAGUAGUAAUAGCACAGAAAAUGUCAUGAAGCAGUCAAGUUCAGCUUUUGAAAUACUUAGUACAACAGAUAGCAAUAUGAAUAAUGAAGAAAAUAAUGAAGAAGAUAUUCAAAAAGUAGAUUUUAUGACAAAUGAACGUCCAAAGACUUUUAACAAAAAAGACCUCAAUAAUAAUUCAGCAAAAUCAAAUGGAACAGACGAGAUGAAUGAUGACGAUGAUGAUGUUCAUACCGUCGAGACAGCAGAGACUGAAACUUUAUUGCCAGAUGACAAACAUGGUUUGAAUGGCAUCGAAAACGGUAUGAAUGGAGAUGCAGAUGAUGAAGGAGAGAACCCUGAAGAUCUAGAUGACUCAGAUAUCAAAUCAGAAGGAAAUAAAGAAGUAGAUACUAAUGAUAGUAAUGAAUUUGUUGAAGUGAAUGAGACUGAUGCUGAGCCGCAAAUUGAUGGAAGUGACCAAAAUGAAAAUUUGGAGCAAGAGAGUGAGAAUUUAGAGGCUGAAUUACUUGAGAAUGAAGAUUUACUGGCUGAAAAUGAAAAUUUAGAGCCAGAAGCUUCUGAAAAUCAAGCAACUGAGCCAGAAGCGUCUGAGAAUAAAGAAAUUGAGCCAGAUGCUCCUGAACAUCAAGAAAUUGAACCUUUAGAAAUUGAGCAGGAACCUUUACAAAAUGGAGAAGAAUUGCCAGAAAACGUGGAAACUGAGGAACAAUCUUUAAAUGAUGAAACAGAACCAAUUGAGAAAGAAAAUGAAGAAGUAGAGUCAGUCACUUCCGAUAAUGAAGAACAAACGAUCGUCAAUAAUGAUAAUAAUGACUCAGCAUAUGAAACUAAUGGCAUCGAGUCUCAUAGUCGCAUGCAAUCGGCCGACACGAAUAACAAUGAUAAUAACGAAAAUGAAUCAGGUGAAAAUUUUGAGAAUUUACAAGACGACAAUCCAAAUGACGAUAAUAAUGUCGACAUAUUAAUAAUUAAUAAUCAAGAAAACAUUCCCGAAGAGGUAGAAGAAGAUCAACAAAGUGUUGGAAAUGAGGAAUCGAUAAAUGAUAAAGAAAUUGAAAAAAUUGAAAGUCAUGAUGAUGACGAUGAUGUAAUAACUAGUGCUGAAAAUACCAGAGAGACUGGAGACAGCACAAAUGAGAAAGAUGCAAAAGAGGAAGAUGAUGAUGAGGAAAUUGAUGAAAAUGAUAUUGGAAGUCCAAGUCCACCAUUUGAAGGCAUCGUUCAUGAAGAGCCCGAAAAGCAAAAUGAGUCUCAAGGACGAGAAUUCGAAAAAGCUCGCGAUGUGGAGAACGGCGAAAUCAAUGAGCCAUACAAUGAAGAAGAUAAUGUCCAGAAAAUUAUAAACUCAGGAGAUAUGGAGCAAUUAGCAAUAUUAGUAUUAAAUGGCGAUGGAAAUAAAUUGAUAGGAAAGACAACGACUCAACCUGAUAUUCAGGCUUUUCUUGACAAUGUUCCAAUUUAUAUGGGAAAAAUUCAUAAAGUACAUGCAGCAGCACGUGAAGGCAGCCUACGAGAUUUACAGGCUGCUCUAGACAGAAGAAAAUUCUCGACAGCUAAAGAUGAAAUAUCCCCAAAUGGAACCACGCCAUUACAUGUCGCUAUAAUUUUCGGACAUACAGCUAUAAUUCGAUAUCUUGGCUCGCGAUUUCCUGAGACACUUGCUGCAACCGACGAUGAAAAUCGAACAGCUUUACAUUAUGCAGCAACAAUCAAGGACAAUGGACAUUUCUAUAAUUUAUUAGUGACAUUAGGAGCAAAUCCAAAGGCUGUAGACAAUUACGGGAAUACAGCCGAAUUCUACUUGAAUCACGAUGAGUCUGAUAAAAUAUUAUCUCACAAAGAGCUGCUCAAAUCAUUUGGAGCAGCUGAAGAUCUAGCUGAUGAAAUGCUAAACGAUCAAGAAUUCAAAAGUAACGCGCCAGUAGAAAUCCCAUUAUUUAGAACUGAAGAAGGUCGAUAUCUUGCAACAUCACUUGGAGAUCCAUUAAUCAAAGGCCUUACUGAAGUUGCAAAUUUAAGACCAAACGACCCAAUUGGGUUCCUAGCAAAUUAUCUCCAAACUUUUGCGGUUGAUGGAAGACAGAAAACAUCAACGACCAAUAAGAAAAGUGAAAAAAUUGAAAAAAUCGAAAUAAAACCGGAACUACCAAAACCUGUCGUAAUUCAGAAUCAUGUUCAACCGCUGUCAUCGAAAACAGCAAAAGUCAUGCCUGUCAAGGAAAAGAGUGUCGAGAAUCUCAUUGAUGAUCAUUCUGAUGAUUAUGAUGUCACCCCUGGAAUGGAUGAAAGAGAUGAACACGGACAGAGCAUGCUUCACUUUGCAGCUGCACGACAACAUGGCAAAAAUGCUUUAUUUCAAUUAAUUGAAGAAUCUGGUGUAAGCUUGACUUAUCGAGAUGAAAUCUAUAGAACGGCACGUGAUGUCUCGCUGCAAGCUAGUCAACCUGAUAAUUGUAAAGAAAUUGAUCGAUAUAUUUUGAGUUUGGCAGCGAGAGGCGACUACGAGACGAUUGUGGCUAUGGUUUUAGAUGGUUAUGAUCAUAUAGUCGAUGUGACUGAUAAUGAUGGUGCAUCAAUAGCACAAGUAGCUAAAGCAAGAAAUCAUCAUGAAUUAGCGAAUUACCUUGAUCAAAUACGCGAAUUUGAAGAAAAUCGUGAAAGAUUGCUUUUCGCUAUUCGUCAUGACGAUCUCGAUACAGUCAAGGAGACGCUCCAAUACAAUGAUGGAGCAAAACUCGCUCGUGCAAAAAAUUAUUAUGGUCGAUGCAGCUUGCAUGUUGCUGUUUUAGUUGAGAACGAAGAAAUGGUUGAGUAUAUUGCGAGCAAUUUUAGACAGACUUUAAAAGUUGGAGAUAAUUUGGAAAGAACCUCUCUUCAUUAUUCAAUGGGAAUCAACAAUGUUGAAGCUAUAAGUAGAAUUCUUAUCAAAAAUGGUGCUAAAAGAGUUAUGAAGGAUCUAAAAGGACGUACAGCUAGUUUUUACUACAUAAAUAAAGGAGACAUUGCUCGAUUACAGGAGGAAGAGAAAUUAUAAAUUAAGUUAAAUGACGUCUGUUGGAAGUAAAUCUGGGAUCAAACAAAUUAAUUUACUAAUCACAUGAAUGUUUUCAUAAAUUAGCUGUUUAGUGGUCACUUACUCAAUUAUUAUAGUGUUGUUAAUUACCCGUUAAUAUAUUUAAUAAUUUACUAUUGCCUUUUUAAUGCGUAUUGACGUGUUUUCCUCCUCAUUUUUUUAUGUCAAUGCUUUUCAUUCUUUCUGAAUUGUACAAUAUAUGUGUAGAGAGAGAUUUAUGAGAAAGUUUAUACAACUUAUUAAUUGUAUGCAAUAAAAAUCAAUUAAAGUGUUAUAAAAAUGUCAUCGUCGAUGACUUACAGAAAUAUGAAUGUGGAAAUAAAUAAAAUAAUUAAUGUAAUGUUAUA
Messenger RNA from Chironomus riparius, 4184 nucleotides. The record is from the annotation of a GenBank genome assembly. NCBI's taxonomy places the organism in Eukaryota, Metazoa, Arthropoda, Insecta, Diptera, Chironomidae.